GAUCUUCUGCUAUUGAGGUUUGCUUGAUAAGGAUUGGAUACUAAACAGCCUUGUUCAACCGUGUAGAUUGAAACAACUCCAGCAGGAGACGAGAAGAAGCUGGAAGAUGGUGGAAGCGAGGCCCAGACGGACUCUACGAUGGCCAGAUUGGAGGUGGUCUGUUUGCGUGCUGCUCUUCUGUAUGUUUGGGACGGCACCGGGCCGCAAAGCCCCUAAAAGCCCACGGUGUCCAGCCACCUGCUCCUGUACUAAAGACAGCGCCUUCUGCGUGGACACCAAAGUCAUUCCUAAGAGCUUCCCGACGGGAAUCAUCUCUCUGACUAUGGUGAACGCCGCCUUCACAGAGAUUCCCGAAGGAGCUUUUUCCCACAUGCACCUGCUGCAGUUCCUGCUGUUGAACUCAAACACUUUCUCUGUGAUCUCUGAUGAUGCCUUUUCUGGUCUUGGACACCUGCAGUAUUUAUUUAUCGAGAACAACGACAUCCAGGCGCUGUCAAAGCACACAUUCAGAGGACUCAAGUCACUGACACACCUGUCCCUGUCCAAUAACAACCUGCAGGUUCUUCCCAGGGAGCUCUUCAAGCACCUAGACAUCCUUACAGACCUAGACCUGCGCGGGAACUCGUUUCGUUGUGACUGCAAGAUCAAAUGGCUGGUUGACUGGAUGGAGAAAACCAACACGUCUGUUCCGCCCAUUUACUGCGCCAGUCCGUUUGAGUUCCAGGGCCGACGCAUCCAUGAGCUCACACCGCGAGACUUCAACUGCAUCAGCGCAGAUUUCGCAGUUUACGAGACCUACUCGUUCCAGUCUCUGUCCGUGGAGUCGUACGAGUUUCAAGAUGACCAGUAUGUGGUUUUCGCUCAGCCCAACACUGGAAUCUGCACCGUCUUCAUUUGGGAUCACGUCAACAUGCUUUUCAAGACACAUUACAACAUCACGUCUCGUUCUGCUGUCUACUGUAAACCUGUGGUUAUCAACAACACUCUCUACAUGGUUGUGGCGCAGCUCUUUGGAGGAUCCCACAUCUACAAAUGGGAGGAUGGUCCAUUGCGAUUUGUCAAAAUCCAGGACAUCGACACCACCCGAGUCCGAAAACCCAACUUCAUCGAGACUUUCCAGAUUGAAGGAGACUGGUAUUUUGCAGUAGUCGACAGCUCCAAAGCCGGUUCCACCAGCCUGUACCGCUGGAACAGCAACGGGUUUUACUCACACCAGUCCCUCCAUCCCUGGCACAGAGACACUCACAUUGAUUUCCUGGAGGUGGACGGCAAACCUCGCCUCAUCCUCUCCAGCGCCUCGCAGCCCCCGGUGGUUUACCAGUGGAACCGCAGCCAGCGCCAGUUCGUUUUCCACUCUCAGAUCACCGAUUCGGGCGACGUUCAGAUGGUCAAGCACUUCUGGGUGCGGAAAGUGCUGUAUUUGUGCCUCACACGCUUCAUCGGAGACUCCAAGAUCCUGCGCUGGGACAACCAACGCUUUGUGGAGAUCCAAACCCUGCCAUCUAGGGGCUCAAUGGCCGUGUAUCCCUUCAGCGUCGGAGUGAGGCUUUACCUCCUGCUGGGCAGCGAUUAUUCCUUCUCCAGGAUUUACCUGUGGGACGAGCUCACCCAGCGCUUCCUGCCCUUCCAGGAGCUCAACAUGCUGGCACCUCGAGGAUUCGCCAUGGUCUCAGUGGACAAUAAGGAUAUUCUGCUGGCGGCCAGUUUUAAAGGGAAGACCAUGGCGUAUCAGCAUCUAAUAGUGGAUCUCAGUGCCAAAUAGGAGGCUG
Messenger RNA from Danio rerio (zebrafish), 1769 nucleotides. RefSeq names its product leucine-rich repeat LGI family, member 3 (gene lgi3). Gene Ontology annotation, cellular component: extracellular region. Lineage: Eukaryota; Metazoa; Chordata; Actinopteri; Cypriniformes; Danionidae. The record is from RefSeq and is marked provisional.